AUGCCCGUGUACCAAGUAGCUGCUCCCCUGGUAAUUACUCCGACAAUUCGCCCGAGUCCGGCCAUCACCAUCAACGGCCGAUGCCCAUCUUCGCUCUCGCUCGGAUCCCUAUCGAGCCUCCACGUCAACCAGACACGGCCGUCGUUUCAAUCGGAGGCCUUGUUCCAUGGGUCUCUAAAGAUGCGCAAGGUUGCCUCCAAGGAUGCUAUACGUACAUUGGUGUACCUUGACCCGAAUGGUCUAGAGGAGGAUGAGAGGUUUUGCAAUAUAUGCUACGUACCCUUCAACGAGACGAGCCCCGAUGGUGUUAAGGAGAGUCCCGUUCGCAUUCCGGCGUGCAACCAUGUCUUCGGAGAUAAAUGCUUACGGAAGUGGCUGUCGGAGUCCCCGUGUUGCCCGUAUUGUCGCCACCAGCUACCCGCAGCCGUGAAGUACGCGGGACCGCUGAAGAGGUCCAUCGCCGACGCUCUGAUGGCACAGGGCGUCCUGACUCCAGACGAUGAUCCUGAAGAUCACAUGGAGAUAAUGGCCCGAUUCCUUCACAAUGCCGAGAGUCACGACUCUGAUGAGGACUAUGACGGGUACGACGAUGGAUAUGGCGACAACUACGACGUAGGCUCCGACGAUGAUGAAGAAGAGGACGGCACCCGAACAGGAGACCGACGUCACCGGUCCGAUAAUGAUACUUCCCACCAGAGUAGCCCCUGGAACUUCGAGACCCCCUCCCAAAGCAGGGCCCAUGAUAUCCCCACCCCGCCCUCUUCGGCUGGAACCCUCUCAAGACAGCAGCAUGCGACCCACAGGCCUACAUUUCUUCACGCCGUUAUGAGCGACACCACGAUAGAUGGCACUUCACCUACCAGACCACGAAAUACUGAGGCCAGGAUGCAAUCGCAACCACAGUCGCAGCCGCAGCAGUUGAGGGUUAUUGAGGUCGACCUCGGGUCGCAUAGGGCCGCCCGAGGCUUCGCAAGACGCUCGAACCCUGACACGAUUGCCAGUCACAUUAGGGAAUUGCCGGCGCCAGCCGAGUCCCCUCCCAGUACGGAUAUUGGCCCAUCAACCCCGGGCCCACCUAGGGAUGACACGGCUAACCGCCGAAUUACGAGAAGCCGGGCCGCCAGGGGGGAACACUGA
Molecule: messenger RNA, 1137 nt
Organism: Geosmithia morbida
Lineage: Eukaryota; Fungi; Ascomycota; Sordariomycetes; Hypocreales; Bionectriaceae
Product: RING protein
Exons: 6
Coding region: 1-1137 (378 amino acids)
Source: RefSeq, a predicted model, not a curated record